GCCGCCUCGCUGCUCAGAGCACGGCUGAGCCUCCCCCUGCGGGAUCCCACCUGCAACAGAGCCUCGGAGGAGGAGGAGGAGGAGCCAGGGAGAUGAAGGCGCUGAGGGCCUGGCUCCUGUGCCUGCUGCUGCUGAGCCUUGCCCUGCGGGGGGCUGCAAGCCGAGCCCACCAGCACUCCAUGGAGAUCCGCACCCCUGACAUCAACCCCGCCUGGUACACCAGCCGCGGGAUCAGGCCCGUGGGCCGCUUCGGCAGGAGGAGGGCUGCCCUGGGGGCCAUCGCCAAGGCCGGCCGGCGACACCAGCCAGUGCACUUCCCCGGGGAGGGCAGCCCUGAGUCCUCCCAGCACCGCUGACCGCCCGGCUCAGGACGCCAACUCCGGGCGCCUUCCCCGCCCCGCCCCGCCCUCUCCUGCACAUUCCCCUUCAGCCCUA
Messenger RNA from Oryctolagus cuniculus (rabbit), 435 nucleotides. It is a transcript of the gene PRLH, whose product is annotated as prolactin releasing hormone. Gene Ontology annotation, biological process: G protein-coupled receptor signaling pathway; response to peptide hormone; feeding behavior. NCBI's taxonomy places the organism in Eukaryota, Metazoa, Chordata, Mammalia, Lagomorpha, Leporidae. Gene Ontology annotation, molecular function: neuropeptide hormone activity; prolactin-releasing peptide receptor binding. The record is from RefSeq and is a predicted model, not a curated record.